AUUGAUGUACUAUUUAGAUUUUCGAUGUUUAAAUGUGUGAAAAUCUAAUUCCUUAGUUAUGAUCAAUUAAAGUCCAAUAACGUUUUAACCAAUACGUUAAAAUAUGGAAGUGCCAAAAGUAGUCAAGAAUUUUGAAAUACCUCAAGCAGUUAAAGAUAUCGAACUUCCCUCGGCAGUAAAAAAUAUAGAUCUAUCUGCUGUUAAAAAUAUGGAGCUUCCUAUUUCCGUAAAGAAAUUUGAACUUCCAGCUGCAGUUAAAAACAUUGAGCUUCCGGAAGCAAUGAAAAAAUUAGAUCUAACUAACGCUGUAAAGAAUGUUCCGACAACCGUUAUGAACAAUGUGCCAGAAUCCGUGAAAAAUAUGCAGGUUCCAAAAACUGUAAAUACUGCAAUGUUUUCUUCAUUUGCGACAACUGCUUUUACUAGUGUCGCGUCUUUAACAAAAACAAUUCAACAAAAAGUGGAAGAAACUACAAGAAAUCUACAGAACGAGCAUGAAGAAUUUGUUAAACAAGUUAAUGAAGAAUCACACAAACCUAAUGUUGGAACAGAAGCCGUCGCUCCUUGGGUAGGACUUCCGGAUGAAGAAGGCCUUAAACAACAGAUAUUAGCUUUAUCCCAAAAUAAACGAAAUUUCACAAUUUCCCCACCAGAAAACACAAAUUUUCAAUUCGAUAUGAAUGUUUAUUUUCAAACUGCUUCAGCUGCUUUGAAUGCUGAUCCUAAUCUCAAUCGUAUGCGUUUUGAAUUGGUUCCAGCUCAUGUACAGGAACCAAUGUUUUGGAGGAAUUAUUUCUACAGAGUGUCUUUAAUUAAACAAACUUCAUUAGGUUCAAUUGACUCUGUAGUCUUAGAAAAUGAAGUAUUUCAGAAAGAUCCUAUUGAAGAAUCAACAUCCAUGGAAACUACAGAAAAACAAGAGGAGAAAAAAGAAGAGCAUAAGCAACAAGAGAAUUUAUCAAAUAAAGAAGUCUUAUUUGAUGCAAACAAGGGAGAAGAUUCAGAUGCUUGGAUUAAGGAUUUUGAUACAUCAGAUGGUAUAGUUGUUACGGAAGAUGGUGACGAAGAAGUUCCUGAAAAUUGGGAGGAACAAUUAAAAGAAUUUACAUAAUUUAUUAAUCUUU
This is a messenger RNA of Rhizophagus irregularis DAOM 181602=DAOM 197198, 1124 nucleotides long. RefSeq lists its product as uncharacterized. Gene Ontology annotation, biological process: TORC2 signaling; regulation of short-term neuronal synaptic plasticity. The record is from RefSeq and is a predicted model, not a curated record. Gene Ontology annotation, cellular component: nucleus; Golgi apparatus. Lineage: Eukaryota; Fungi; Glomeromycota; Glomeromycetes; Glomerales; Glomeraceae.